UUGACAUCUGUCAGCAUCUCUGUCUGUCUAUUCUGUAGCUGAUUUGAUGAAUGGUCUACAAAUUCGUUAUUAGUUUAGUUUACAUUUACAAUUUAUCGACAUUAAUUUUCUAAGGUUUAGGGAUUUUAAUGAAGACCUGUGAAUAUACUUCGACACGUUUGAAAAUAUAGCCUAUUACAGACGAUCACCCCUUUCUAUGUAUUAUCGUAAUUAACGAUUCAAAACCGUAACCGCCUUGAUAUCUAGCGUCAAAAUAUAAGGCAAUGGUGUUCCCCGCGUACUCGAUCUCGGUUUGAGUGGGUCGUUCGUGCGGCCCAGCUAUAGGCGGCAGGCCACAAGCGAGCCGCGGGUAGCGCGGGAGCAGGCGGCAUGUCCAACGUGGAGAACGUGUGUCCGCAAGUGCUGCGCGGGGUGGCGCGCGAGCUGCGGCGCCUGGCGGCCAGCCCGCCCGCCGGCAUCAAGCUGCUGCUGCGCGAGGACGACCUCACCGACGUCGUGGCGCAGCUCGAGGGCCCUGCGGACACGCCGUACGCGGGCGGCACGUUCCGCGUGCGGCUGGUGCUGGGCCGCGAGUUCCCGGCCGCGCCGCCGCGCGCUUACUUCCUCACCAAGCUGUUCCACCCCAACGUGGCGCCCGACACGGGCGAGGUCUGCGUCAACACGCUCAAGCGCGACUGGCGCCCCGAGCUGGGCCUGGAGCACGCGCUGCUGGCCGUCAAGUGCCUGCUCAUCGCGCCCAACGCCGAGUCCGCGCUCAACGCGGAGGCGGCGGCGCUGCUGCGCGACCGCUACGACGACUACUUCGCGCGCGCCAAGCUGCUCACCGAGAUCCACGCGGCCGGCGUGCCGCGGCGGCGCGAGGCCAGCGGCCCGUCGCGCGAGGCGCCGGGCCCGCGCGAGGCGCGCGAGGCGCCGCGCGAGGGCCCGCAGCCCAAGCGCGAGCGGCGCGAGGCGGGCACGGCCGCGCGCCGCGUGCUCAAGCGGUUAUGAUGCGCUCCCCGCCCCACACCGUAUGUAUUGUUUUACCGAUCAUUGACGAUUUCCCUUCUGUUACGUUCGGCGCAAGUUAGGCAUUGUAAAUAAAGAUAUUUGUUUUAUUAUUUUGCUUUAUCGAGGAACAUAAUUACGUGUGUACCGUCUAUGUAAUAAGUAGAUAUAGUUGUAAUAAUGAUAUUUGUAUUGCUUUAGUUAGAAUAUUAAUUAUUAAAAUAGAUAUCAAAAUGUCA
Messenger RNA from Helicoverpa armigera (cotton bollworm), 1226 nucleotides. Its product is annotated as ubiquitin-conjugating enzyme E2 S. The transcript is spliced from 2 exons. The coding region runs from base 370 to 990 and encodes 206 amino acids. The record is from RefSeq and is a predicted model, not a curated record. NCBI's taxonomy places the organism in Eukaryota, Metazoa, Arthropoda, Insecta, Lepidoptera, Noctuidae.